AUGGUCCACCCUGAGGGUGAGGAAGUCAUUGAGAACCCCAUUGGUGGCCCCUCUGCGGAUGAUGAGCCUCCCUCCUAUGCCAGGACUGACUUCCCGCAUGUGUGGGAUUUUCGCUUUCCUUCAGAGUUCCAGGACAAUCGUGAAGUCGUGAGUUCUUCUCUUGUGAUCACUUCUUCAGCCGAUGCCUUUGCCUCGGGUGCGAUUGAGCCGCAUCCCCGCGGCCAUGCUGUGGUUGACUCAGGUGCGACGGAGACAGUCGGUUCUCUCCCGGCCAUAGAGGACCUUCUUCAGUUUCGGUUUGAGUUGCAUGGGAAUGCAGAUCAGUUUCGGAUAUCAGAUGUUCCGUCUCGACGAUUCCGUUUCGGAAAUGGAGCAACUGGCUUCUCUCUCAGCCACUUAUUGAUUCCCCAGGACCUCGGAGAUGUUCAAGUGGAGCUAGGGAUCUACUCUCUAGACGUACAGAAUGUCCCAAUAUUGCUGGGAAUCAAGAGUCUUCGUUCCCUGAAAACGGUAAUCGACUUCGACAAGGACGUUGCAGUCUUCGCUUCCCUCAACCCGUAUGUUGGCAUUCCUUUACGCAGAGGUGCUUCAGGCCAUGUUUUGAUCAACUUGAGCCAGAAUUGGUUGCAGGACAGUUUUUCGCUCGCCGAUCCCACUCCAGUCAUCGGCAUGGCAUCGCAAUCCUGUAAGUUCCGGUGCCACCACCGUGAAAAGCGAGCUGACCCGGAGCCACCUGAGGAUGAAGACAUGGAACUCCUUCCGGACAAAAAUCAGGAUGCUGUCUACCACCUCGAGGAUCACGAGGCCGGCGAGGGAGAUUACAUGACACCGGCUUUCGCGGUAACCCUUGAUGCUCCGGCAACUGAAGAAGAAUGGAAGGCCAUUGUGAAGAAUCCCAAGAAAUUCAUUGCGAAGAGUGUGCAAAAGGGCGUCGAGGUGGCAUACUCCAAGUUGAACCGAGAACAACGCGCUGCCAUGAAUGAUGCCAUGCAGGUUGAAGUUGACAACUGGUUGAAGACGGUUGCCGUUAAGGCGGCGGCGAAGCAUGUGCCUCGUCGAGAGUUGCUUCGUAUGAGAUGGGUCCUCACCUUCAAGCAAGCCUCCCCAGACGGUGAAGGUGAUCAAGAUCAGAAGAAGCAGAGUGACAAGAUCAAGGCCAAGGCCAGGAUCGUGAUCUUGGGAUACUCGGAUCCUAACUUGUUGGAAGCUUCUACAGUGAGUCCUGCUAUGAGCCGUCUUUCUCGCCAACUGUUGCUGAACAUGGCCGCCGUAUGCAAAUGGGACAUCUUGUGCGGGGAUGUCAAGUCAGCUUUUCUCCAGGCGAAGUCCCCUCAAGAGAAACGUGGCGUUUUCGCCACCCCGGUUCCGGAACUCAGCAAAGCCUUGAAUCUUCGUGAGGGUCAAGCAGUGCAGUUAUUGAAAAGCUGUUACGGCUUGGUAUCAGCUCCUCGUGAAUGGUACAAUGACGUCCAUAAGACUCUCUUGUCUCUAGGUUGCGAAAGGCUGGUAAGCGACAGCUGCGUGUGGAGACUGCGAUCCAGCACAGGCCAGAUCAUUGGACUCAUCUCCAGUCAUGUAGAUGAUUUCCUAAUGGCUGGAGAGUCCUCGCAUCCUGAAUGGCAGAGAUUCUUGCAUGCAUUCCACCAGGCAUAUGACUGGUCUCCUUGGGAGAGAGGAGCCUUCAAACAUUGCGGAUUGCAAUUAGUCCAGCAUGCUGAUUAUGCCGUGACGUUGGACCACAGUGCCUUCUGCGGUGAGCUCAAACAAAUGCCAGCUGUCAAGGAGCAGCGAACCCUCAACGAUGGCGAGAUUGCGCAGAUCAGGGCUAUUCUGGGAUCGGUGCAGUGGAGAGUCUAUCAGAGCGCUCCUCAUCAUGCUGCUAAGCUUAACUACUUGCAGAGCAUGAUCGCCUCUAAAGACUCCAGCAUCGUUGAGCAAGUUAACAAGCUUGUCAGGGAAGUUUAUGCUUCGAGGAGUGUGUCCGUUCAGGUCCAAUCAUUAGGAGCCACACAACCUGAUCAACUUUGUUUGGUGGCAUGGUCAGAUGCCAGCUUGGCGAACCGUCCGGACUUGUCAUCCACCGGUGGCUACCUGGUCGGACUCAUGAAUCAACAGUCCCUCGAAUCCGGCAUCGGCAAGGUCAAUCCAGUGUCUUGGAAAUCUGGAAAACUUCACAGGGUUGCUCGAAGCAGCCUUGCCGCCGAGUCCCAAGCUUUGGCAGAUGCUGAACAAGAGCUGUUUAACGCCCGCUUGGAAUGGAGAGAGAUGCAAGGCGAUGUCAUCGACCCGAAAGAUCCCGAAAGCACUUCUGCUAAGGCCAAUGGCUAUUUGAUCGUCGAUGCGAAGGCCAUGUAUGACACGCUCUCGAAGGGCGUCUUCGUGGCGAGCCAGCGGGACAAGUACACGGGGCUCGAGCUUCUGGCGCUGAGCCAACGACUUGAGGCCCAACGCACGACGCUCCUUUGGUGUGACAGUGAUCAUCAGCUUGCAGACGGACUUACAAAGUCAAGCAAACAAGAUGCUGUGAAGCGAUUUCUAUGUACAGGCUCUUGGCGGAUCCGUUAUGAUGGUGCCUUCAUUUCGGCCAAACGACGCCGAUUGAUGAAUAAAGAAGAAAACGAGGAUCAACCAGAGCUCGAGGACUCCACUUUUCUCCAAGUUUUGUUUUCGCAAGCAAACUCGAAUGCUUCGUCAAGAUCCUCUGGGGCGUGUCGGAGGACAAGUCCUAAACUGUAA
This is a messenger RNA of Symbiodinium sp. CCMP2592, 2736 nucleotides long. NCBI's taxonomy places the organism in Eukaryota, Dinophyceae, Suessiales, Symbiodiniaceae. The record is from the annotation of a GenBank genome assembly.